Molecule: messenger RNA, 623 nt
Organism: Amoebophrya sp. A25
Lineage: Eukaryota; Dinophyceae; Syndiniales; Amoebophryaceae
Source: the annotation of a GenBank genome assembly
AGUCGUACUAUAAACAUUGACCACUGAUACUGCGAUCGGGAUUUCGCCUAAACAUUGAGCAACAACGAAUUACCACCUUGUUUUUAGUGAUGGCCGUUUUGUGACACCAUGACUUAUCGUGUCGUUCUCUUCGAUUUGGAUGAGACGUUGUGGGAGUGCUUACAGACGAUCAAGCAGGCGGCUGAGAAAACCACUGCGAGGUAUCCACAUCUCACCAACUUUGAGACGGGGAUAAAGCCACUGGUCGCAGAAUUUCCUGACAAAGCAUUCGACUACACGUUUUUACUUAUGCCUCUCGUGAUAAGGCUCUUGUGAUAGAUGAAAGUACUGUACACGUGUUUACUUAUGGCUCAUGUGAUAAACAGACGGAUCCUAAUAAAUAUGGCCAUUAGAAGACUUUUAACCCAUAAAUUUGUACCUUCGCGUUUUGUUUUUUUUUUGGGGGGUUUUUUAUCAGCAUUUUACUUACUUGCUACUGGUGAUGCUAAUGUUCUCGACCUAGAAGUUGUAGUAGAUGUAGUAUGAUGUUGUAUCAUGAUACCCCGAUCUAUAGUUACGUCAUCUCUAACCUUGCAAGGAACUCCUCCCACCAGAUUCGCUAGCGCUACAGCAUCUCUAACCCA